CCGGGGAUACAGUAACAGGUGGUUCGCUUCAGGCAAGGAACAAGUAAUGCUGUGUACCACUUGACAGGAUUGUUACUGGAUCCAAACCUUGAGUCCUACUUGGUCUUAUAUCUCUCAUAACAUACCACUUGCCAUCCCACCCCCUAAGCGGAUGCACUCUGACACGAGAAGGAGUCUCCUGCCUCGAUGACCUCAUUCUAGACGGAGCCUCACCCUCACAGCCUUAUCAAGGAACAACUCGAACCACACUGCCAGUAGCACACUUCUUGACCAUGGCGCCCUCGCCCACGGUCCGGAGACUGCUCAAAGAGGUAGCUGAACUCUCGUCGUCUUCAUCAAAUCCGAACCCGGCCUUCUUCGCGGCUCCUGUCUCGGACGCCGACCUCCACGAAUGGCACUUUACACUCGUCGGUCCUCCAGCGCCCUCACCGUACGCCGGCGGCAUGUACCAUGGACGCAUCACUCUUCCCACCACAUACCCUUUGAAACCGCCGAAUUUCCGCUUCCUCACGCCGUCCGGACGCUUUGAAGUGAAUCGCGAGAUCUGUCUGAGCAUAUCCGGGUUCCAUGAAGAGACAUGGAUGCCUGCCUGGGGAAUCCGGACGGCUCUGACGGCGCUGAGGUCGUUCAUCGCGGAACAAGGGUCAGCCGGUCAAGUGGGUGGUCUCGAAGCCAGCGAGGAAGUUCGCAGAAGGUUGGCCAAGGAGAGUCGGACAUGGAAGUGCGAUAUGUGCCAAAAGACCAAUGAAACCAUCAUGCGUGAGUGGUGGGAGAUUUGUCGCGACGCCGGGGUGAGCGUGCACGAGGAGGAUUUGGGUCUCGAGUCGCUUCCUGAAGGGAUGGCGUUGGAAGCCAGGAGUCCUACUGCUACUGCUGCUACUGCGCCCACAAAGGAGGUCAACUCGGGUACGAAGUCGGUGCCGUCUCAAGACACAGUGCUGUCUGAGCACCCGUCUUCUUUACAACCUACGGUCACGUCCCAUGAGUCCUCUGCACCAGGCAGAUCGCACCCAAGCGGGCUGCCGCCACCUCCGACAUCUGACUCGCACAGCUGCUCUUCAUCGGCUCUGCGUCCGCCAGACCAGACCUCUGCAUCUGUUCCGUUGAUUCCCACCCCUUCUCCUUCCGCCGAAGCCGUCCAAGCAGCAGCCGAAGCCGUCCUGACUCCAUCGGACCUCGCUCUACCAGCUCCUUCUGAUUCCUCGAGACCACCCCAUCAUCACUCCAUGAUGUCGAGCAUCCAUGCUCCGCCCAUAGCAGCGGCUAAUGCGGCCGUGGUAUCACGAACCGCUCAGCCCUUGCAACGUCGUCCGCAACGAGAACACCAAACCGUCACGAUCGACCGCGCCAUUGCAGGAGUGUUUCUCGCCCUUUGUUUCAUGGUACUGAAGAAGAUCUUUUACCCUGCCGGGAGUGGUGGGUAUGGUGAUAUUGAUGACUUUUAUCUUCAGCGAGAAUGAUGAACAUGAACAUUACAUUGAUAUCUUCAGAUCGGCGUGGCUAAGGCAGAUCCUUGGGGUGGACUGUUUUAGUCAUGUUUGAGAAUGGAAAGGUACACCAAUACACACAAUAUACACACGCGCCGCUUGGUGAAAGAAGUGUAUAGAAAGCAAAAAGGCAUAACGCUCAACAGCCCACAGUUCGCAAAGCCUGCGGAUUUUGGACUGGUCCCGAACACUCAGGCUACCACCAUUACUCGUGACUUUUAAUGGGAGCUUUACGAGGCGACAACAAAGUUAAGCAUGUUUCUGUCUGCAUGGAAACAUCACUUGUCAAAUCGCACUCUCUCUCGCCAGCUCGAUCUGAACGGAUCAUUGGGCUUGGACUUCAAGCAGAGCGAGUGUCUAGCCAUCCAGCUUCCCGUCAGAGGAGCGCAGUGCAGUGCCUGGACAUUGCAACCAAGUGCCGAACGAACGGACUGGAGGUUGCUGUGCCCGUUUCUGUUUCUAUCCGAACAGGAAACCAGCAUAACCAGGUUGUCCGGUUGAUAUGGACGGGGGGGUUGAUAUGGCACUGAAGGACGAAUGAAUGUCGCAAGGACGAAUGUCGAAGGACGAACGUCGAAGGACGAACGUCGAAGGAC
This is a messenger RNA of Exophiala dermatitidis NIH/UT8656, 2083 nucleotides long. Its product is annotated as ubiquitin-conjugating enzyme E2 J1. The record is from RefSeq and is a predicted model, not a curated record. NCBI's taxonomy places the organism in Eukaryota, Fungi, Ascomycota, Eurotiomycetes, Chaetothyriales, Herpotrichiellaceae. Bases 273 to 1460 code for a protein of 395 amino acids. The transcript has a single exon.